Laetiporus sulphureus 93-53 is the source of this 675-nucleotide messenger RNA. RefSeq lists its product as uncharacterized. The record is from RefSeq and is a predicted model, not a curated record. The transcript has 4 exons. NCBI's taxonomy places the organism in Eukaryota, Fungi, Basidiomycota, Agaricomycetes, Polyporales, Laetiporaceae. Bases 1 to 675 code for a protein of 224 amino acids.
AUGAGCAUUCGUGCUGAUAGUAAUGGCGAUGAUGAUGGGAUUGCCAUGAACGGCAUGACGGGACAACCAGGCCACACUAUGGAAGGACUCAAUACACCUGGACUAUCUGAAAAGCACCCUCCCAUGAACAAGUCAUGUUCCGACAAGGCACAUGUGCAUGAGGUGACAGCCAAGAUAGUUGGCGCGUACUCAGAAAUACCUUCGCAUGCAGCACGCGCUCCUUCAAAUGUCCGAUCUCACGAUGUCAAGGUGGACACUAAACCUUCACAGGUCGAAGAAUCUCCUGCUUCCCUAGGUCACAUCAUUGAAGCUAAGCCCACGGCCACUCUGUACACUGUUGAACAGCACUCCACACCUUUCCCACUGACUCCAUUCAUUCAGCCCAUGUCUCCAUCCAGUAGCAGCGAGCCAUCUCAACAUUGUUUACGUCGCACUGGCACCAUCAUGCUCAGCUUCACUGAUGACAUCAAGGAGAAGGUCCUUGUGCCAUCUCUCAGCAUGUACGCCGAUUAUUAUAUGUUGUCACAUGGAUAUACUUACCAUGCACGGGUGGAGGUGGUUGUGAUGUUCGCUAAUAGCUGCAACAGGGAGGAUGUUGUCACUCACCUCCAUGGUGCUGACAUCCCUGCAAAGCACCUGAAAUUUGUGUACUUUCUAUGCAAGAAUUGCAUCUGA